Molecule: messenger RNA, 3423 nt
Organism: Paramecium tetraurelia
Lineage: Eukaryota; Ciliophora; Oligohymenophorea; Peniculida; Parameciidae
Exons: 2
Biological process (GO): potassium ion transport
Cellular component (GO): membrane
Source: RefSeq, a predicted model, not a curated record
AUGAGUGAUGAUGAAGAAAAGGAAUUUAAACAUAAAUAGAGAUAGACAAAAUAAUAAUUGUAUUAAUUUAUUUAGAGAGAUGAGUUUAAUCUAAUCAUAGAUUGCAUCAACAUGUCUAUUAGUUUCAUUCUGAUAUUUGUUUACAUAUAUUCAACUUAUGAACCUGAACCAUUUUAAAAUGCUACAUGGGCAGUUUUUAACACUAUCCUUCACCUUUUACUUCUAAGUGAAUGGAUUUUCAAAUUAUAUGCAACUAAGAAUUUUUAAUCAUUCAUUAUGUCCUCAGAAUCAAUAAUUGCUAUAUUGUCAUUGUUGCCGUAUUUCAUAAUUAAAAUAUCUACUCUUAAAUUAUUUAUUGAAGAUGAUGACAAAGUGAACAUUUUUGCAAACCUAGUAUGUCUCUUUAGAGGACUUGAAUUUGACAGAAUGAAAAAGUACCUAGAUUCAGAAGUUAAUAAGUAAUUGACAUCGAUAAUGAUCACAACUGCAACUUUAGUCCUUUGUGCUGCAGGUGCUUUGCAUUUCAAUUCACUCUUUUUAGAAACAGUAUUGCAUUUCAAGUUUCACUACUUUAUUUACUUUGUAAUGACUACUAUUUCUACAAUGGGUUACGAGAAUAAAUUCUCAAGUGCAAUCUCAAGAGUUUUAAUCAUUAUACUUGUCCUGUUAGCCUUAACGUUUGUGCCCUAUUAAACUGGACAAUUGAUCAGACAUCUUAGUUCCAAGUCAUACUAUGCUAGAUUAAAUUACAAAUCAAGUCAGGCUGUUCCACAUAUUGUAAUCUUAGGAACCAUUUCUUUGAAUGCAGCUGAGAACUUUUUCAAGGAGUUGUUUCAUGAAGAUCAUGGAUUGGCACAAAAGCAUGCAAUCAUUUUAUGUCCUCAGAGACCAGAUGUGAAUUUAGAAUCACUAAUUCAAUAACCAGAAUAUUCCAAUGUCAUUUACAUUUAAGGUGAUCCUCAUUUGGAUAAAGAUUUGAAAAGAUGCCAAAUUGAAAAAGCAAAGGCCAUCAUAAUAAUGUGCAAUAAAUAGAGUUCUGACCCUACUGCAGAAGAUAGCAAAACUAUUCUACUAGCAAUUGUCAUUAAGAGCUACUUAAAACAACAUAAUACUACAGGAGUCAAAAUUAGAUUCUGUAUGCAGAUUUUAAGAUAAGAAGGCAAAACUCACUACUUCUUGUCAUUAAAUAAAUAAACCAAAUUUGAUUAAGUGAUUUGCAUUGAGGAAUUAAAGAUGUCACUCCUUGCAAAGUCUUGUUUGUGUCCAGGAUUAAUUGCAUUUAUUUCAAAUCUUAUUACAUCUUCUGGAAACCCUCCAAAUCUACCAUAAAAAUGGUUAAAUGAAUAUUGGAUUGGCUAAGGAUUUGAAAUCUAUAAAACCUUGCUUCCUAAUUUUUUUAGAGGCAAAUCAUUUACUCAAACUGUCUUAAUUUUAUAUAAAUAGUUUCAAGUCAUAUUAUUUGGAAUUGAGAUAUCUUCUCCAAAUGAUUAUGAGAAAAAUCUAUUGAAUCCUGGAGAUAUCAUUUUGCCAUCAAAUCCAAAUUACAGAGUUAUGGGAUACAUCAUUUGCAAAGAUAAAGAAACAGCAGAUGAAAUUUCCAUAUACAAAUAAAGUCAUCAAGAUAAAAUGAAUCAAAUUAAAUCAGAUGGCACUACCAGAAGAUUAUUAGAAUCAGAAGAAACAGUUAACAUUCGACCGAGAAGACCUACCAUUUUCCAAAAUGUGAAAACUCUUUUUGGAUUCUCCCAAGCAGAACCAGAUUAAAAGAAAGGAAAUGGUGCCAAAAAUGAGAACUCAAAAAAUGUUGUUUUGCAUCUUAAAAAUCAAAGAGGUUGGGUUAAAACAGACAUGUUCGAUCCAAGUUAAGACACUCUCAUCCAUCCAAAAGAAAAUGAAAAGUUUGAUCAAUUAGAAGAAAUUGAUGAAAAUAGUGAUGACCAAUAAAAGGACAUUGCAGAGAUGCAGAUCAAAGAAAAAUUUUAAAAAGAUACAGCCAGAAAUUGGCUUUAACUUGAUUUUAACAAUAAUAAAAUUGAGAAGACCAGUCAUUUAACUAAUGAAAAAGUUGGGCUCAAAGAUGUCACCUUCAAAACAUUAUAAGACUCAAUUCUGGCUUAAAAUCAUGUUAUUCUUUGUGGAUUAGUAGCAAAUUUAAUUAAUUUUAUAUUGCCACUUAGAUCUAAAUACUUAAUUACUUAUCCUCCAAUUGUAAUUUUAAAUGAUCAGGAACCAAGUGAAAAAUAAUGGGCUCAAAUUUGUUAUUUCCCAGAAAUAUAUUUCGUUAAAGGUACAGCCAUGAGUUAAAGAGAUUUAAUAAGAGCCAAUAUUGAAUAAGCCAUUAGAGUUGUGAUUUUAUCGCCAAAAGAAAUAUCUACUGCCAAAUUUGAGGAUGAUUCUUAGGACAAUGAUCAGAUAAUUUAAUAAUAGCAAUUGACUAAGGAUCAGGAAGAUUUACUGGAUGCAAAAACCAUAUUCAAAUAUAGAAAUAUCAUUAGAUUAAAACCUCACAUUUAAAUUGUUACUGAAUUUGUAUCGCCCUCUAACAUUUAGUUUCUGCUAUUUGAUAAAGAUUACGAUUUAAUGAAGCAGUAUGGUUAUAAUCAUACACCAUUAUUUGCAUCUGGUUAAAUCUAUUUCUCUUCAGUGAUGGAUGGUCUUCUGUGCUAGUCAUUCUACAAUCCUGCUUUGGUGUAAGUGUUAUAUCAAUUAUUGGUGGGGAAUAUUAAGGAAAAUGAAAAAACAGGAGCUAUGUUACAAUAUCAGAGCAAGGGAUUGAAUCAAUCGAAAGACUUUAUUUCUGAAGAUAAAGACAUAUCAAGCAACCUAUUCCAAAUCCCAGUUCCUAAGGCAUUUUAAAAUAAACCAUUUUAAAAAUUAUUUUAUCAUUUAGUUAAAAUGAAACAAAUUGUUCCUUUAGGAUUAUAUAGGCUCGCAGGAGCAACAGAUAAUAAGGUGCCAUACAUUUGCACUAAUCCAGAACCUAAUACAAUAUUGACAAAUAAAGAUAUAGUGUUGGUUCUAGCUAAGGAAAUGCCUUAAUCUGAUUCAAUUAAUUGGGGAGGACCACUAGAGGAAAUGGUAUAACAAUAAAAAUAGGCCCAUAAUAUCUAUAAAAAGAAGGAGUCUACUUCGUCAAGCGAAGAUAAUGACUUAAUAUAAAUUAAUGAUAAUAAUGAUAAAGAAGUACAAAGAGCAAAGCAAUAUAAUAAUGAAACCGAACAAGUUAUGAAAAAAAUAUAGAAUGUCAUAGAAGAUGUGUAAAAAUUAGAAAAAGAAUCAGAAGAUUUUUAGAAAAAAAUGAUAGAUAGGCAAAAUAGAAUUUUGGCAAGAUUGAGAGAUGUAUUUAAAGAAGAGUUGUUGCAAUUUUAAUAGAAAAGAGCAGAAGUUUCACAAAACUUCACUUAUAAAAGUUCAGAUGAUUGA